Fusarium tjaetaba is the source of this 891-nucleotide messenger RNA. RefSeq names its product c2h2 type zinc finger containing protein. The record is from RefSeq and is a predicted model, not a curated record. Bases 1 to 891 code for a protein of 296 amino acids. Lineage: Eukaryota; Fungi; Ascomycota; Sordariomycetes; Hypocreales; Nectriaceae. The transcript has a single exon.
AUGGCGUCGCGUUGGUUCACACUCCUCCUCCUCCUAACGCCUUCAUUGGCUCUCGACAACAAUUUCGACUUCUACCCCGAGGGCGCGCAGAAAUGUCUCUCCCAAGCCGCCGACGACGCCUCGUGCACUGGCGCUGACAGCAAGGAGCUGAAUUACUGUCUCUGCGGUCUUGGCAACUACAACAAUGACUUCAUCCUUGGUUCUGCUGCGUGCAUCGGCAAGCAGUCGCCCGGCGAUGUGGACGAGACGUACGAUACCAUGAACACCGCGUGCUCCAAUUCGCAGACGCCGAUGAAGGUCACCAAGAAGGAGUUUGAGGAGGCGGCGGAGAAGGGUGCGAGUGCGAGUACGACUACUGGUGCGGCUACCUCUUCGACUUCUUCCGCGACGGCGACCGAUUCGGCGAGUACGACGAAAGACACAGCUGCUGCUGCCACUACGACGAGCCCUGAGAACAACGAGGAGGAUACGGGCUUGUCAACGGGCGCCACAGCGGGAGUAGCCGUUGGCGCAGCAGUUGGUGGUGCAGCGGUUGUAGGUCUCCUCGUGUGGUUCUGGAUGCAGCGCCGCAGGAAGAACGCUGAAGAAUCGCACCCCAUGCUGCCCAACUACGAGAACCGCGACGGUUCGCCGUACCAACCUACAGAACCGAAACCAGCGUGGUCAGCAGCGGGUUCGCCGCAGCAAGCAAUGGGAACACCGGAUCCCAAUGCUGAGUUCUACAAGCCUCCUGGGCCGGUGGAGCUACCGCCUGAGCCAGCGCCUGUUUAUGAGAUGGAUGGUACAGGUACAGCGGUUGAGAUGGAUUCUACGCCUGUUGAUCCGCGGGCAAAUAAUAGAUCACGUUUGAGUUCUUCGCACUCGUCAAUAUCAUCGGGAUGGAGGGAUUAA